UAUAGCGAAACAUGGCGUCUUCAAACAAAUCUUUAAAUUCUAGUAAUAUUCUGACCGAAUUAGACAUUCCAGGAGCCGUAUUACCCCACGAAACUCCUGAACUAUGCAGUGUUGUGCAAUUGAAACGAUGGUUGGUCUGUCGAGGCGCUUGUACAACUGGAAGAAAAGUCGAUCUCGUAUCAAGGGUAAAGGAUUACAAGAAAUGUGGUCUCGAUAAGAAAGAAYUACGAGAUCCCGAUGGUGGAGUUCACCUGGCUCGAAAGAAAGCUGAACUCGGUAUUCUAGAGCAGCACGCUCCAGAUAACCUUACUUCAUCAUUCCCGACGACUGGAUUUUCUACAUCGCUCGAAAACCUUCCUGGCAUCACAUUUAAGACAAUUUGGACUUAUAUGGUUACUUGUGUGGGUGCUAAAAGGCAAUUAUCUACUGCUAAACCGUUAGUUAAAGGAUUCAAUUUUUAUAAAUCUGGACAUGUGUUGACUGUGGAAUCGUGCAAUAGUGAGAAUGGCAGCAGAUCAUAUAUUAAGUCACAAGUAAUGCCAUCCAUGAAAAAGUCAGCUGCAUAUCUCUGCCAUAUAGUGAUAAGGAAGAAUGGCCUCAUACAGAAAGCAAACUGUGGAUGCCCUGCAGGUGUAGAUGGGCGCUGUAACCAUGUUGCAGCAACACUUUUCUCUCUAGAAGAGUUCUGUAAAUUAAGGGAAAAGCAAGAUAGUGAUGAAGCAUGUACUUCACAAAAGUGCAAAUGGAAUGUUCCAAGAAAGCGCAAGGUUGAUCUCAUUCCUGUUGCAAAUCUGAAGUUUCAUAAGCAUGAACAUGCCAAAGUGAAAAAGAUAAGAAAUCCAGUUAUUAUGCCUGGACAUGAUGUGAGACCAGUAAGCCAACGUCCUACUAAUAAUAACAGGAACACAAAACUGUAUAACAUUUAUUCUAAAGUUAUGGCUUUUCAGGAUAAAACUGGAAAAGUUAUUGGCAURAGUCACAUAUUACAGCAACACACAGAAGAUGACAUCAAAGCUACUGUAAGCUUAGACCAUAAUUAUUGCAAACCUCCUCCUGAUGAUGACAAGGCAKCUACUGACGAGAACGUUAUUAGUAAUCCCACAGAUAGAGAUUAUGAGAAAGGCUUAAGCAGUGUUAUGGAUUUAAUCUCUCCAAUUAAAGUGCACCCUGUGUCUCAUGCAGAAAUACAAAAGAGAUGUAGAGAUGUCAUCAAUAAACUACAAGUAUCAGAAGAAGAAGUGCAGACAAUUGAGAGUCAAACUAGAGAGCAGUCACAUUGUAGUGAAUGGUUUUUCCAUAGAAAGUACAGAAUAACUGCGUCUAAGGCAUAUCGAUGUGCUGCAUUGAAGGAGUCUACUUCCCCAACAAAAGCCAUUGCAGAAGUUCUAGGGUUCAAUGAAGUUAAAUCCACUGAAGCAAUGAGAGCUGGCCUAAAUCAGGAGCCAAUCAUCAUCAAAGAUUACAUCCAAGAAAGGAAGAAGCAUGUUAAUGUUUCUGUUGAACAUUGUGGAUUCUUUAUUCAUCACACUYAUGGUUWYCUAGGAGCCAGUCCAGAUGGCAUCAUUAMUGAACAAGUAGAMAAUUUCAAGUCAAUGGGUCUUCUUGAAAUGAAAUAUAUACAAAUGAAUGACGCAGAAACAUUAACUGAUGCACUUGUAAGAAAGAGAGUUUGCGUUUCAACAGGUGAUUGUGUAACGAUUAAUCAUAAUCACAAAUAUUAUUACCAAAUGCAACAUCAGAUGUUUGUUACAGGCAAGACAUGGACAGAUUUUGUUGUCAAAGGUUCACAGUGUAGUUCCCUAUACAUAGAGAGAGUUAAUUUCAAUUCUAUUUUUUGGGAUGUCGUYCUCCCCAAGCUUAAGGUAUUUUUUCAUAAGUACAUGGUUCCUGAGAUUGUCUAUCCUAGUAUAAAACUUGGUCAGACCCGUAGAGUAUUAGAUAUGGAAAUAAUCACAAGGCAAAUGUAACCUUUUAUAAGAUUGAGAAA
Molecule: messenger RNA, 1987 nt
Organism: Exaiptasia diaphana
Lineage: Eukaryota; Metazoa; Cnidaria; Anthozoa; Actiniaria; Aiptasiidae
Exons: 2
Coding region: 12-1967 (651 amino acids)
Molecular function (GO): zinc ion binding
Source: RefSeq, a predicted model, not a curated record